AUGGACUCUGGUCAAUUAGAAAAUGUUGAAAAAACUUUUGAUAUUGAUUCAUUAAGUAGUGAAGAUGGCUGGGCUAAGUAUAGAGAGUUGUUGACGGUUAUUGAAGAAAUGUCUGGAUCAAUCCGACCAAUUUAUACAGGUUGUAARAACUCUACUGAAAGGUUGAAAAAGUCAAUUCAUAAAGCUAAAGCUUUAGUAAGCGAAUGUUUAAAAGAAGUUGAAAAAGUAUCUAGACAACUUUAAGUAUCAUAUAUAAUUUUUUAGAGAAAUUCCAUAAAUAAUCUAAUAGUUUAAAACAAUUAAUGGUUUUUUAUUGUUAUCUGAAGAAAGUAGAAAAUAAAAAAAAAUUAGU
Diuraphis noxia (Russian wheat aphid) is the source of this 352-nucleotide messenger RNA. It is a transcript of the gene CDK2AP1, whose product is annotated as CDK2-associated protein 1. Gene Ontology annotation, cellular component: cytoplasm; nucleus. The record is from RefSeq and is a predicted model, not a curated record. Lineage: Eukaryota; Metazoa; Arthropoda; Insecta; Hemiptera; Aphididae.